UGUGCAAAUGCUGAUCGCUCCAGCCGUUUAAAAAGAAACACCAAAUCUCAAAAGCCCCUUCCUCUGCAGAGAUAUGAGCGCACCCAUGAACGUCUCACGGUGCUCCCAGCGCAGGAAGAGUCUCCUCUACAACCUCCUGAGAGCCGCUUACCAGGAGCACCAGAGCUCCCCGGAUGCCUAUUACCAGUUCCUAAAGCCGGUUAUCGGUGGAGCCUCCGCCCAGGACCUGAUCCGAUUUGCCUCCAACCAUCCUGUCAUGGCCACGGAUGUAUUUAUAGACCUCAAUCCAGAUGAAGUGCAGAAAUUGAGCCCUCAAGAUCUGAAAGAUUUGCUAGGAGUUAAUCUUCCAGACCUGAACAAUUUAGCUGAUCAGCCAGUGGUGAAAGCUUGGGUCCAGUCACACAAGCAAUCAGAGGUGCAAUCAUUAGGACUUCAUCUUACAGCAGGCAUCCCAGACCCACCUCCUCAUGGCUUUAUACAUAUUCCCGCAGCACCUCAACCAUCUGGAAGAGCAGCGACACGUAUGAAAGACUACACAGCCCAGCUUUUCUAUUGCAUGCUCCUUCCUUCUGCAUUGGCUGUUUUCUUGUGAGCUUGUACUACUUUCACCCCAAUGCCAAAUACAGUAUUCUAAGGCAGGGGGAAAAAAAGCAGUUGUGCAUUCACGACCAAUGCAUAUACUUUCUGCAGCUUUCCAAGUGUAAAAAGUACAGUAUUUAAUAAACC
Gavialis gangeticus (Gharial) is the source of this 726-nucleotide messenger RNA. Its product is annotated as mesothelin-like protein. Gene Ontology annotation, biological process: cell-matrix adhesion. Lineage: Eukaryota; Metazoa; Chordata; Crocodylia; Gavialidae. Gene Ontology annotation, cellular component: cell surface. The record is from RefSeq and is a predicted model, not a curated record. The transcript is spliced from 4 exons. The coding region runs from base 74 to 592 and encodes 172 amino acids.